AAAACAAACCUGUGUGUGUGUGUGUGUAGCUGGUAGAUGGGUGUGUCAGUCUGACCAGUCACUGUAUAAAUGAAAAGACAGAAAGAGAGGAGAACAAACUCCUAACAGGAGGAGACUCACUCAUGGCCUAUGAGACAGAGGAUCAUGAGACUCAAUACUGCUUUCCUGCCAUCAACUCAUCAUGCAUCAAGGGAAAACGCUCCAGUCAUGAAUACAAUAUAAUGUAUGUGUUUUUUUCAUUGCUGUCAGCAUGGACUGUGUUUCUGAACCUGCUGGUGAUCAUCUCCAUCUCUCACUUCAAGAAGCUUCACACUCCAACAAACCUGAUCAUUCUCUCUCUGGCUGUGGCCGACCUGCUUAUUGGACUUAUUGUGAUGCCCUUAGAGGCCACCAGGCUGAUUGAAACAUGCUGGUACUUUGGAGACACUUUCUGCAGACUGUUUUUAAUAAUCAUGGGACUUCUCUUCUCAGCAUCUCUCAGUAAUUUAGUUUUAGUUGCUGUUGAUCGUUAUGUGGCUGUGUGUCACCCUUUUCUGUACCCACAGAAAAUAACCACAGCUAAAACUUUAAUUAUUGUUUGUAUUUUCUGGGUUUGCUCUUCAGUGUAUAACACUGCAAUAGUUAUGAGUGUAUCACACAAAAAGUAUGCAUGUUAUGGAGAAUGUACAAUUAUGAUUACUUUUGACUGGUCAGUCUCUGAUCUGUUCUUGUCUUUCUUGUUUCCUUGUACCCUGAUCAUAACUUUAUAUUUGAGGAUAUUUUAUGUUGCACAUCAGCAAGUGAAAGUUAUAAACUCUCUGGUGAAGACUGGAAAACAUGUAACUGAAGGUUCAGUGAGGACGAAAUCUGAAAGAAAAGCUGCUCUCACAUUAGGAAUCAUUGUCACAGUUUAUCUAUUUUGUUGGAUUCCUUUCUUUAUUUUGUCACUAACAGAAAACACAGGAAUGGCUUCUACCACAGCCUAUAUUCUAUUAUGGAUUUUGUAUAUUAACUCAGGUCUGAAUCCUCUUAUCUAUGCUUUCUUUUACCCCUGGUUUAAAACGUCAGUUAAACACAUUUUAACUCUUAAAAUAUUCAAGCCAACAUAAUAUCUUUUUGACUUGACCAUAAUAAUGAAUAGCAUAAUAUUAUGACAGAAAUUCUAUGAUUAUUGGUUAAUAAACCCAUGAGAAAUUGUGGGCUAAACAGACAUGAAUUAAAAAAGAAAUUACUAUAUAUGUAAUAAAUAAAAAAUAAAAAAAUCAUAAGAAUAGAAGUUGUGCCAGUUCAUUAAUCACACGCCCAUAAUGUUAUACAAGAAAUCAUAAGAGAAAACCCUAACCCUAGC
Molecule: messenger RNA, 1327 nt
Organism: Megalobrama amblycephala (Wuchang bream)
Lineage: Eukaryota; Metazoa; Chordata; Actinopteri; Cypriniformes; Xenocyprididae
Product: trace amine-associated receptor 13c-like
Exons: 1
Coding region: 123-1088 (321 amino acids)
Biological process (GO): G protein-coupled receptor signaling pathway
Cellular component (GO): membrane
Molecular function (GO): trace-amine receptor activity
Source: RefSeq, a predicted model, not a curated record